This is a messenger RNA of Dentiscutata erythropus, 180 nucleotides long. The record is from the annotation of a GenBank genome assembly. NCBI's taxonomy places the organism in Eukaryota, Fungi, Glomeromycota, Glomeromycetes, Diversisporales, Gigasporaceae.
UAAGAGAACAAAUUAAAGUAGCAAAUGAAUCAAACAGGAAUUUUGUUCAAUAUGAUCCUAAUGAAAUGCAUCCUGAAGCAAUAUACAAAAGCAGACAUUUGCCUUUUCUGAAAUCUAAGAAAUUCAAAACCAAUACACAUGAUACAAAACAAUGGGAGUUUGAAGUUCCUAAUGACAUAA